AUGAACGCAUACAUUCAGUCAGCCGGUGCCGGCAGCAGCACCAGCGCCAGCGCCAACACACAUACACCCAAUGACAACGCCCCCGCCCCCACCACGCUCUCUCUCCUGAGCUCCCUCCCUGGAAGGCUGCUCAAGAGAGUGAUGGGCACAGGGGGCGGUGACAGUGCGCUGGGGAAAUCACACGGAGGAAAGGGGUUUCAGGACGCAUGGACGCCGUACCCUGUGCGCUUCCUGCUGUCUGCGAGUCUGGUGAGUCUGAUGCGCGGGUGCAUGGGAGUGGCAACCCAGGAGCACGUGGGCUCUAACAUCAUGGUCGCCCUGCCAAUGAAAACGCGCCACGUGGCACCACCCACAGCAGCAGCAGAGGACGGGGAGGCCAAGGAAGGGGAGGAGGAAGGAGAGGAGGGAGAGGAGGAAGGAGAGGAGGGAGAGAAGGGAAACUGGGAGGGGGUGGAGGAGGAGGGGAUGGAGGAAGCUAUGGCUUGGGUGGAGAUGAAGUGGAGCACGCGGGAGGUGGUGGAGGGGAAGAGAGCGCUGGUGGUGGAUGGGGAUGGUGUCAGGGCCGAGGCCACAGUCACAGCUCUCCGGUACCUGGGUGUGCAUGCUGCUGUUGCAGGCACGCAGGAGGAAGCCACGAGGAGGAUUCUGGGAAGGCAGCCGGAAGCUGCGUGGCGGUUUGCGGAGAAGAGGAUGGGGGAGGCGAGGAGGAGGGCGAAGAGAGGAAAGGGGAAGGGGGAGGGAGCGGGGGAAGGAGGGGGGGAGAAAGUGGGGGAGGGAAGGGGAGAAGCAGAGGCGAAGGGUGAGGAAGUGGGGGUGAGCAGGAAGAGCGAGGAGGAAGAGAAGGAGGAACAGGAAGAGCAGGCAGAACGGGCUGAACAGGCGGAGCAGAAGGAGCAGAAGCAGCAGGAGGAGCAGAAGGAGCAGAAGGAACAGGAGGAGCAGGAGGAGCAGGUAGAAGAGGAAGAGGAGGAGAUAGAGGGACCAUGGGACGUUGUAUUUGUUGAAGCAGAUGCGUUCAGCAGCGGUGGAAACCCCAAGCCAAGGAUCAGCAGCACGGAUGCUGGCGCUCCUUGCAAGCCUGCGAACGGCUCAGAUGCUGCGGCGAGCAAGUCCGGGAUCAAUUUCGGCCGUCGGAUCAAGUUUGACCACCGCAGCCUCGUGCUCUUUCACUCCGCCAGCGCCGCUGCUCGUGCUCCCAACUCCCCACCCUCGCCUGCCUUACUCCCUCACACCGCCGCGGGCAUAUCUCUUGCACCAGACAGGCCGGGCUGUGCCAGUGUGAGCUACGCCAGAGCACUCGCAGCUGGCUUUGCCGACACUCUCCCCCAACCAUGUCUCGUGGCCGACCUCGCUCAGUGCCUGCAUGCGCUCUUUGCACCCAUCGACCAAUCAGACGACCUCUCUGACACCUCCACCAAUCACGUCGCGCCAGCCGACCCCUCCUCCGCCUCCUCCCUCGCCCCCUCAACUCCCCCGCGUCCCAAAUCCCCACAAUUCCGCCCCAAGUCCCCGCAAUUCCGCUCCAAAGCCGCGCUCGGCCUCGCCAAGCCCGAGGACGCCGCCGCUUUGCUAAAAGAGAUGCUUAGCGGGCGGGAGGUGAUGGUGGUGGAUGACAACGCGGUGAACCGCAUGGUUGCAAGAAAGACUCUGCAGGGGCUGGGGGCGAAGGUGGAGCUUGUGGAGAGUGGAGAGAAGGCUUUGGAAAGACUAAGCUCCCCGAAUGCGUUUUCUAUUCUUCUGAUCGACCUGCACAUGCCCCCGGGCAUUGAUGGCUACGAGACUGCUCGACGCAUUCGCACCCAUUACGGCGGCGUUGCUCCGGCGAUUGCUCCGGCGACGGCAGAGCUCGAUAGCUCGCAGGCGUCGAACAUGACGAUCAUGGGCGCAUCAGCCGCGAUGGCGACGACUCCCACUCGUUGCGACGAAGCGCCCUCUGCGAGGCUGGCUUGUUUAGAGGCGCAGAAGGCGUGCAGCCCUGUCUGGAUCGACAACGCGCGCUCGAGAAUACGGCAAGCGGCUUUGGCGGUGCUGGAGACGCAACAACAGUCUCAGCACCUCGCCUCGAUCGUGAACGACCAUAUGCCCGCGUCAGCCAAACUACGCGACAGAAUCCGCAAGUGGAUCGGGAGGGGGUCUCCCGCGCCUCCCGGCGGGCCGUCGAGCAAAUCGGGGCCAAUCUCGAUGGACAAAGUCAAGGAAGUCGCGAAAGUCGUCAAGCUACUCGCGCAGAACAAGGAGUUCGUGCGACUGUUUUGGAAAGGAGACGUCGCGGAUUUGCUGCUGCGCGCGCUGCGGCGGUCGAACGAGGUGACGCUGCUGGCGCCGUCGCCCGACGCGACGAAGGCGGAGCUGCCGGACGACUCGCCAUUGGUGAAGAGCAAGAAGAGCAUGCGCCGCCUCCUGCGCUACUGCCUCGUGCUGGGCCGCCUCGUCACCUACACCAACCUCGUUGAAGAUCCCGCGGGGACCAAGUAUCCGACAAUGUACGGGCAGCCCCAGGUCAAAUCAGCGGAAAGCUCUUUUUUUACGGUGUAUUUCCAAACGCCCUCGGGAAAAGAGAACAGCACGCUAGUAGCCCCCAACCUACGAUCCGUCCGAUGGCUCGCCGCCGGCGGAAACGGGCAGUGCGGGCGCGGCGUCUACUCCCCCCGCUCCUCCUCCGCCCGCGUUCACGGGGAUGACGCCCCGCACACCAUGAGAAGUGGUGAGACUUUUAGGGCGGCGAACUCAACCCGUUACUUUCAGAUCCCUAAUAUGCGCACAGACUUCAGAGCCUAA
This is a messenger RNA of Closterium sp. Yama58-4, 2778 nucleotides long. Lineage: Eukaryota; Viridiplantae; Streptophyta; Zygnematophyceae; Desmidiales; Closteriaceae. The record is from the annotation of a GenBank genome assembly.